UGCAGGCUUCUUGGGAGGGGAGGGCGGAGCCCCCCGCAGAAUGUGCGGGUUUCGGGACUCGGACACCUCCUAGAAAGGCUCGCUAGUCCCUCCGAAGCCCCAAGGCUCGGAUCUGACCCUCGGCCGGCCACUACCACUGGCUCUACAAGACGAGUUCGGAGUCGCUUGCCGAGCCUGAAAGAGCGCUGGGGACGCUCGGGACAGAAGCGAAAUUUAGAGGCCGAAGUACAGAAAACCAGACCUGUCCCCCGCGCUCCAGAGUCCCCGAUAUGGACCUUCUUCAGUUCCUGGCGGCCGUCUCUGUCCUGCUGUUGUCUGGCACAGAAGUCACAGGCACCCUGAAGAGCACUCUGGACCCGAGCCUCAAGAUUUACAAGAAGAUGUUUGAGGUGAAGCGGCGAGAGCAGCUGUCAGCGCUGAAGAACCUGGCACAGCUGAAUGACAUCCACCAGCAGUACAAGAUCCUCGAUGUCAUGCUUAAGGGACUCUUUAAGGUGCUGGAGGACUCCCGGACAGUGCUCAUUGCUGCCGAUGUGCUUCCAGAUGGGCCCUUCCCCCAGGAUGAGAAGCUGAAGGACGCUUUCUCCCACGUGGUGGAGAACACAGCCUUCUUUGGUGAUGUCGUGCUGCGCUUCCCAAAGAUUGUACACCACUACUUUGACCAUAAUUCCAACUGGAACCUCCUCAUCCGCUGGGGCAUCAGCUUCUGCAAUCAGACAGGUGUCUUUGACCAUGGGCCCCACUCACCCAUCCUCAACCUGAUGUCCCAGGAGCUGGGGAUCAGUAAGAAAGAUUCCAACUUCCAGAACCCAUUUAAAAUAGUGCGGACAGAGUUUAUUCCCAGCACUGAUCCCUUCCAGAAGGCUUUGAGGGAAGAAGAAAAACGCCGCAAGAAGGAAGAGAAGCGGAAAGAGAUUCGGAAAGGCCCAAGGAUUUCAAGAUCCCAGUCUGAGUUGUAGCCCUGGAGCAGCUUGGGGCCUGAGGGAUCAGCUGCGGCCAGUCAGAAAAGGCUGCAGCUGUGUGGCUGUGGUAUACACCAUCAAGCACCUUGAUGAGCUCCAGCCACUUCCAGAUGGGAACUCUGUUUGCUGGGUCCUCAGAAGCCAGGUUUGAGGCCUGGCCAAAAGGACUGAGCUUCCAGGAUCUUACAACACACCAAGGAGGCCUUGAGAGGACACUGUCUAGUAGACAGGAUCAUGCAGGGAGGCUGCUGCGGGAGGCUGGCUGAAGGAACUUCCGGCCUGGAUCCCCUCGAUGAGGGCACGCUGCAGGCCACUGCUGCCCUUCGUAAGGAAGCAGCAGAACCAGGCUCUGAGUUACAAGUGAAGGUGCUAUGCUUGCGGCCAAUGUCACUGUUCCUGGGCUGCCUCUCAUUGGUCCAGCUCUCUGCAGAGCAAUACUACAAGCUAGCAAAUUCACUGGCCUCCCCGAGACUGGUGAGGAGACUGUACCGGUAGCAGGAGCUUCUGCCUCAUCAAGAGGGAGUCCCUGGCCUCUGCAGUACAGAGAAGCAAGAGCUAGGUUUAGGUCCCUCCCUCCCUCAUUGCGCCAGCUUGGAGAGGGGACUCAGAAGUGUCCUGGGAGGGUGUUUAUUUCAAGGAGAUCUUAAAAGAACAUGAUCUCUAUUCUCAGAUAACUGGGGACAGUCAUUGAGUUGGUUCAGGGGACAAUCAACUUUUUCUCUCUGCUGCUAAAAGAUACUGCCUGUGUGUGAGGAGAGGCUAUAGGGGACAGGCUGCGGGAGGCUGUGCUUUGUGAUGGGGUACUGUAGCUGGAUUGAUCAGACGGUGGGCUUCCAAGCUCAGGGUCAGAGUCCUGUGGCUACAGAGCAGGAAGCUAUGGAGGGAGGGAGGCCUUCAGAAGGCACCUGGUUUCUGUGAGUUUCCAGGCAGGUGGCUGCCUUGGCUCUAUUGAAAUUACAGCUCCACCUCUUUGAUCUUGCCAAGCCAAAUGUAGACACCCCAGCCCUACCUCUACCUUCAAGCAGGUGCGGAUAACAGUGCCCAAUUGAGACCUGAGUCUCAGCCUGGCUGACCCGGCCUGCUGUUCCCUUCCCUGUGCUGUGCCUUCAUUGGUAAAAUAAAUUUGGUGUCUGAAUCCUCUGACAAGCUCUAAA
Molecule: messenger RNA, 2116 nt
Organism: Apodemus sylvaticus (European woodmouse)
Lineage: Eukaryota; Metazoa; Chordata; Mammalia; Rodentia; Muridae
Gene: Ccdc134
Product: coiled-coil domain containing 134
Exons: 7
Coding region: 270-959 (229 amino acids)
Source: RefSeq, a predicted model, not a curated record